GAUACUGUGAAAAGAUUUGUUUGAAUGAACAGAAAAGAGUAAGAAAAAAACUAAGCAAUUGAAUGAUUUAAUUGUUUUAUGAUAGUAUUCUUUGUCAUGUAUUGAAAUUUAUUCCUAUGCGUUUUUUAAACUAAGUAGUACUGUUUGUGUAAGCAUGAAACCCUUAAUUGAUUUUGAUGAAUGCCUCAGGGACUCUCCUAAAUUUAGGGAGCAGCUUGAAACUGAAGAAGCUAGUAUUGAUUCACUGGAACAGAAGCUGGAUAAAGUUCUUAAAGCAUGUACAAUUAUGAUCGAGUCAGGCAAAACAUAUAUGAGUCAUAGAAGUUCAUUUGCAAAUGCACUGUGGGAUCUAAGUGGGAGCUUCUCAGAAGAUUCAUCAGUAAUGGCCGCACUCAACCGUAUGAUACAUGAACUGCAGGAGAUGAACAAGUUCCACUCUAUACUGUUGGAUCAGGCAUCAAGGACUGUAAUGAAGAAUCUCACAGCUUUUAUUAAGGUAGAUAUCAAAGGUGUCAAAGAAAGCAAGCAUCAUUUUGAUAAAAUCUCGAAUGACCUUGACAUAGCUUUAACAAGGAACUCUCAGGUGUCAAGACACAAAUCAGCUGACGUGGAGGAGAUAAUGAAUCUUUUGGUGGCUACGCGAUCGUGCUUUCGGCACACCGCCCUCGACCAUGUGCAUAAGAUUACAAUGCUGCAAGUGAGGAAACGUCACGAAAUAUUGGCUACGUUCUUAUCGUAUCUACAAGCGUGUUGUACUUAUUACCACCAAGGAGCCGAUCUUUCUGAAGACUUAGAACCAUUCCUCAGAACAACAGCUGAAGAAGUUUCAACUAUGCGUAACGAUACUAAAACGCUCGAUAAAGAAAUGGAGAAUCGUCAUACGAUCGUUAAUAGUAAGGACACAGUGUUGCCGAGCUGCAAGACGAGCCAGCAGGAGAACGACACCAAAGAUGGCUUACUUGGUACACCGUGCCUGAAGAAUAUGCCGAGAAUGCAGGGCUACCUUUUCAAGAGAACGUCAAACGCUUUCAAGACGUGGAAUAGGAGAUGGUUCUAUUUGUAUGACAAUAGACUUGUAUAUAGGAAACGGACUGGUGAAUUAAAUGUAACUGCUAUGGAGGAAGACCUGCGCUUGUGCACUGUAAAACCGGUCCACGAUGGUGAGAGGCGCUACUGCUUCGAAGUGCUAUCACCCUCCAAGAGUCACAUGCUUCAAGCAGAUUCCGAAGAAAUGCUGAACACGUGGAUUUUAGCAUUGCAAAAUGGCAUUAGGUCUGCUAUACAACAAGGUCAGAGUCGCGACAAUCCUGACUCGCAACUGGUGUUAGUGCCGGACGAUAAGCCCAGCGACAACAAACACAGCCCCGCCAUUGUACGAAUGAGGAAAAUAAGGAUUUGGGAGCAGUUACUCAAUAUUCCUGGUAACAACAACUGCUGUGAUUGUGGCAGCCCCAACCCCCGGUGGGCGAGUAUCAACCUUGGUAUUACACUUUGUAUAGAAUGUUCAGGCAUACACAGGUCCCUUGGAGUGCACCUCAGUAAAGUGAGAUCAUUGACAUUAGACGAUUGGGAACCAGAUAUCAUCAAGGUAAUGGCGGAAUUGGGCAAUAAGAUAGUGAAUUUAAUAUACGAGGCGAACACUGAAGGCACUACUAUUACUAGGGCAACUCCGGACUGUGAGACGUCAGUUCGAGAGGCGUGGAUACGCGCGAAGUACGUAUCGCUGUCGUUCGUUAAAGACAUCGUGAACAUGGGCGGAGCGGAGCCGGGCGCGGAGUCUCCGUUGCGGAACGGACGCCGCUGGUCGGUACGGCGUGCGCGGCGCAGGGUCCGUGCACCACCUGUAGUACCUGAGACUAUUCCCGAUGAGAAAAGUGAUGCCAACAGUAAUACUAGCGGUUCGGCGUCGGAAAGCUCAAGUAAGAGUGACGAGAGUCCGGUGCUGGUGAUAGGCAGCGAAUUGGCAACUGACCGCGACGUCGACCUCAGCCUACCCUCUGAUCACGAGUCCACUGAGGGCGAGGAUACUGACGAUUUAGGUCCGGAGGAGAUGUGCGGCCUGUCGGCGGGAGCGGUACUGGCGCGAGCGGCGCGCGCGCACAACGUGGCCGUGAUGCGCGGCGCCCUCGCCGCCCGCGCCGACCUCCACCACCGCCACCUGCGGCUGCGCACGCCGCUGCACGCCGCCGUGCUCAGCGGUUCCGUGAUGGCAUGUUCAUUCCUGUUACUGAACGGCAGCAAGCUUAAUCUACAAGACGAAGACGGGAAGACGCCGCUGCAUCUCGCCACUGAAGCCGGGAAUACAGGACAGGUGUGCCUAUUACUGCGUUAUCGCGCCGACCAGUCGAUUGUUGACAACGAAGGUCAGACGCCGCUUGACAUAGCCGUCAAACACGCAAACGCAGAUAUUGUCACAUUGUUGCGUCUAACAAAACUGAACGAGGAGAUGCGUGAGAGCGAGAUGUCUUCUAACGAUGAUACAUACAACGAAGUGUUCCGCGAUUACACGCAGCUGGCUCACUCGCAUCCCGAGCGGCUGGUGCGUGCAAGGCACAACAACAACGAAGGUGAGCAACCGACAGAAUGACCACUUGACAAUAGAGGUCGGCGACUUUGGCUGUGGUAACGACGACAACAUCGACGGACUGCCUGCGGUAGUUGAAGAAUUAUGUGUUCCACAGGCCGUUCCACUUUGUUAUAAUGUCACGAUAUACAAGUAUUUAUAUUUUAAUUGAAUGAAAAAUUGUCUUUUAAUUAGAUAUCGACUUAUUAUGCUUGAUUAUUAAUUAAAAUAUAUAUGAAAAGUGUUUUACAAGUACAAUAAUGAGAUUGUUAUUAUGUAUAUAUUGUUAUGUUUUAUACUUCAAUUGAUUUUGACAAAAAUCAAAGUUAGAUAUUGUUUGUACCUCUAUAAAACGUUAAGAAUAUGGUAUCUUAGUUUGGCUAAAAAUUUAGGUAUUACUUAAUACAAAAUGUCACAAGUGGUUAUAUUUAGUAUUUGUCGCUAACAAAUUGAUUUGCAAAGUAUAUUGUUUAUGUGACAUUAAAAAAAAAAUCUAAAUUUUGUUUUAUGUAUGUGUAAUAGGUAAAAAUUGUUUUAAGUCGAUUUUCACAUUUAUUAUUCAGGUGCAAGUUGGUAUCUCGGCUUUGUAUUAACUUAUCAAGAACAUUGGUUAUAAAUAUUCUUUCAGGUUUACAUUAUUAUAAAAAAAAACAUAUGUAAAUGUUCAAUGUGAGCGAAUUUACUGCUUGUAAUCCAAUUACAAAUUUUUCAAUAUAAAUAAUUUAUUUAAAACUACUCGAUUAUGAUUUCGUCUCAUUAUUUGGGAUCGGCGCACUGACUUCUCAUUGUUCACUAAAAUUUAACAGUACG
Messenger RNA from Achroia grisella, 3373 nucleotides. It is a transcript of the gene CenB1A, whose product is annotated as arf-GAP with coiled-coil, ANK repeat and PH domain-containing protein 2. Gene Ontology annotation, molecular function: protein binding; GTPase activator activity. NCBI's taxonomy places the organism in Eukaryota, Metazoa, Arthropoda, Insecta, Lepidoptera, Pyralidae. The coding region runs from base 155 to 2587 and encodes 810 amino acids. The transcript has 20 exons. The record is from RefSeq and is a predicted model, not a curated record. Gene Ontology annotation, cellular component: cytoplasm.